Messenger RNA from Bufo gargarizans (Asiatic toad), 4764 nucleotides. RefSeq names its product sperm flagellar 2 (gene SPEF2). Bases 1 to 4605 code for a protein of 1534 amino acids. Gene Ontology annotation, cellular component: sperm midpiece; manchette. The record is from RefSeq and is a predicted model, not a curated record. Gene Ontology annotation, biological process: sperm axoneme assembly. The transcript is spliced from 23 exons. NCBI's taxonomy places the organism in Eukaryota, Metazoa, Chordata, Amphibia, Anura, Bufonidae.
AUGGACCAGAACACUGCUCAGCUUCAGGCCAUGAUUAAUGAGGCAGUUGCUGCCUCGAUGGAGAAGGCUUUCUCCAGAAUUAUGACGGCGGCUGAUGGGCCAGAUAACCUCGCUGAGGUACCGCAACAGGACUACGAUUCCGAGGCUUCGGAGUCACAGGUUCGUGCCGACUCUCGGCCACAAAAACGCCAUUGGAAAGGAGAGAAGGGCUCUGCUAAUCCGGACAGGGGCAAGGCCCCCGCCAAGCGCGAUAAACCGUCUCCUCUCGCUCCCUCGCCUGAACAUCAAUACUCCUCGGACGAGGAGGAUAAGCUUUCUCCCUCCAUGAAUAUUCUGGACUCGUGGCAGGCCGCGGACUCCGACGUUCCGGAGGACGCCUGGGGUUCGGAUGAGGGCGCGUUUUCCGGUGACCAAAAGGGCACCUUUCUCGACACCGCCCAGCUACCCGACGACUCGGCGCCACCGCUGGAGGAUGAGGAAACCAUCCUGGACCCCUCCAGCCAACGUCUCUUCGAUCCGAGAAACAUCCGUCAUCCACGUUCUGGAGACUGGACGCCUCCGGAUCACCUCGCAAAGUUUAUGCACCUAUGGCUACGCAAACCUAUGGACAAAACGGUUCGCAACCGUUUACGAUCCGAAUGCCCUCGCCCUCUGUUACCCGACUUCGUGGCGCAAACUCCGGAGUUCGACCAGAUCAUGACCACCUUUAUGUCUAGGGGUGGUCGGGACCCUCGCAAAGGGGUUGAGAAGGCAUUCCACGGCGUGCAGGAUAAGCUGUUGGACUCCAUUGGUCCACUUUCCCGCAUUUUGUAUUUGGCGGAUGAUGCCCUAGCGCGAUCAGAGGAGUUUGACGCUAAUAUGGUUCGUGAAUGGGCUCACGACAUUAGAGAAUGGGCUCAACGGUGCUUCUGCUUUGUAGGCAACGCCAACGUAGCCCUCUCUUCUGAGAGGAGGAAAGCAGCAUUACUCCGUCUUGACGGAAAAUUGGUGGAAUUGGGCACCAAAGAACUAGGACCUCUGGCACAGGGCAAGCUAUUUGGUGAGACUUUUCUGAAGGAGCUCAAUAGACAUGUGAAUGUCUUUACCUCGCUUAACAAAGCACAGACCUCCAUGAAGCGGGUCUUCCGAGCCAACUCCCAAAGGGGUGUUUUUGGAAGGGCUGGCCGCCACAGAGGCCGAGCAGCCAGCCGAUUCUGGCCUUCGGGCCCCAGUUCUCAAAGGCCUCAACCGUUCUACCCAGAAACAGGCUAUAGACAGCCUUUCUCCUUCACCAGAGGAGCCGACAGAGGUCGUGGAUCACGUGCCCGGGGCAGGGCUCGCUUCAACUCCACCGAGGACUACAGGUUGAUAGCAAACGAGCUACUAGACCUCCACUCCAAGGGUGCGGUGGAGCCCGCACACGACCAGGGAGGCUUUUUCAGCAAUCUUUUCUUGGUGAAGAAAAAGACCGGGGAUUUCAGACCAGUCUUAAACUUAAAAAAGCUCAACUCCUACGUGCGAUACAGGCACUUCAAGAUGGAGGGCAUACACCUUCUGAGGGACCUCCUUCGAGACGGAGAUUGGUUCACGAGACUGGACCUCAAAGACGCGUACUUGUCAGUACCGGUCCACUUGACCUGCCGACGUUUCCUCAGAUUCCUGUGGCAAGGGUUCGUGGUGAACUUCUUGAAGUCGGAGUUGUCCCCGACUCAGACUGUCCAGUUUCUGGGAUUCGAGAUAGACUCCAGGUCCAGCACACUACGCUUACCAGCGACGAAGAUCGCGGCUAUCAAGAAGGAAUUGCGCAGAGUCAUCCGCUGCUUCUCCAUUCCACUCCGUACUCUGGCUCGGAUCAACCGCAACUUUGUGUCGUUUCUACCCUUACUCGGGAAGACGCCUGAGAAGAAAGAGGAGAUCCCUUCACCUCCACCACCAGCCACACCACCUCCACCACCACCUCCUUCAGAUACCACUCAAGAUCCCCCAGCUACAAUAUCAGAAAAAAAGACCUCUGCUAAAAAAGGAAAGGGACGAUCCAAAUCUCCCAAAGAAAGCUCUGUGGAGAAGACCGAUAGGAAAGACACCCCUCGUGGCAAAGACGCCGCGCCAAAGUCUCCAAAAUCAGGAUCCGCGAGGGGUCGAUCUCCAGGCAAAAAGACCAAAUCCGUUCCAGUGACACCUGAGCCAUCUACUCCACCGCCUGUUGGUCCUCCCCCUAUAAUGCCGGGGUCAGCGGAGUGGGUGUAUGUACACGAGCCUCUCCCAAAGGAAGUUCCCGAAUUCCUGGUGCCGUACUGGGAGACCAUAGAAAAGACCUACGAAAACCGUGCUAAAGUUGGAUUGAGGAGCCUGAGACAAGAGCGGCUCAUUAUGAUUCAUUAUCUGUAUGACAUCAGGAAUAGAUUUAAGGAUUAUUUGCAGCGGCCGGACCAUAAGCAGGAGUUUGUAUCUCAGUGGCAGUCCGAUUUCAACUCUAUUGCUGAGGAUAUGCGGGAAGAUGAGGAGACGAAAGCAGAAUUGCACCAAAGAGUUGAUGAUUUAAGAGAUUGUCUGUGGGAUAUCUGUGACAACAGGAAGGAGGAGGCCGAGCAGGAGCGGGCCGAUGUCAUGAGUGACGGCUGGCUGGAAGACCACCUGGGAAUCCUCAUGAACCACUUCUUCUCUUUGAUGCAGGUAGAAGUUGAUCGUUUCCAAGACACAAUGCGGUUUCUUCACGAUUACUAUGAAGGGAUGGAGAAUAAAAUCCCAUCGGAGAACGGUCAGGAGUUUGUCCGCAUCCCGCUCCUGGACAUUUCUAAUUCCAGCUCCCCAGAGGAAUCCGAGAAUCCAAGAAGGAUUCCUCUAGUUCCCAGAAGACCUCAGACUCCAGAGAUGAACUCGGGGAAACAGAAGAGUAAAGGGGCAGCUGUAAAAGGAAAGGAGGAUCCCAACAUGGAGGUCGCAGGGCAGCUCUCUGAAGCCGAUCAGAAGCUCAUUCAUGAAGCAUGGCAGACGGCUCUGUCAGCCAUUGCUAAUAUGGUAGCAAAUGAAAAACAAGCGCUGGAGGCGGAGGAAGAGAAGGAGCACCAAUUGUUGGAGCUGAAGGAAAAGGAAAGAUUUAAAGCCUCUCAGACCACGUCUCAAAGCAACCAAAAAGGGGUAAAAAAGAAAUCACCCAACAGGAAAAAAGGGGAAAAAUCACCUGGGCCUGCAGCCCCCACACCUCCACCCGCAGCCCCAGAGGACAGCUCAGAGCAGCACAAGAAACAGGAAAGUAAAGUGAAGAUGAGACAGGAAUAUCUUGCUGCUCUUGAAUGCGAAGAGGCAACUGUGAACUCCAGACUGGAACUGGUAAAGGCCAAAGCCUUAGAAAUGUGCCAAGAGAUUGUGACAAGAUCGGAGCAGGCUUAUAAAGACACGGACAUGUGGCUGGGAGCACGAUUUCUAGCGGAGAUGUCAAGCAUCGGGAAGCUGAUUCAGAUUGCUCAUCACUGCAUUGAAACCAGCACAAAGAUACAGCAUGAACUCGUCCUGGAACAAAGUGACUUCUACAUAAACUCAGAUAUAAAAGUGAUCCCCGAUCCUGCACCACCACCGAGACCCCCACCGGUAGAGAGCUCUACGGGGGCCACCCUCACUGUCUCUCAACUCCAACGACUGCACAAGCAGUUUUUGCAGGUGGCUCCUGAUGGUCUGAUGUCAAGUAAGUUAUUCUCAGACGUUUUGAUGGAUCUUACAUCAGUGGCGUUUGGGGAUGACGCUCUCCCAGACUUUUGGAUGCAUAGGUCACUGUCUGAGAUCCAAGAAAUUACCUCUGCGCUCUCAGAUGGCUCGGAUUGCGUUAAUUGGCGAAAGUUCUUGCUGUGUGUUUCUUCUCCCUGGCCGUACCCUUCUCUGCCCCAACUCCUGGAGACCCUGCAAAGAUUUAAGGCUGUGGCUGAGAAUGCAUGUGGCACUGUCCAUGAAGAGCAGUACAAUCAGGUGGAGCUGUGGUUUACAGUAAAAACAGAAGAAACUGAACCUGAAGACCCCACAGAACGUCCUCCAUUCAACAGACUGAAGCAUCUCAUAAGGUUUUUCUUUGACUUGUUUGCGGAGAGCGCGGAGCCUCCUCGUCUUGACUACACAGACAUGUUGCUCUAUUUUGCUUCUCACCCAAUUCCUAUGGAAGGAUUCUACCGAGCAUUAAGUGUCACAGUCGGGAGACCGGUCAUGCAGGCGUCAGAUGAUCAUCUGCUUGUAAAGUCUCUUCCAGCCAUGGACGCCCUAGAAGAGGAUAAGGAGAGAAUUAUAGAGAAUGACGGAGAUGAUGUCACCACAAACCCAGAUCAGUCAAUCACACUGCAGGAAGUUCUGCGAGUCUUUCAACUUGGUGCCGGAGAUGAUGGGGAUACUCAUAGGUUUCGUCAGAUGGAGAAAGAAACAAAUAAUUAUCACAAGAUAAUCAAGAACAUAUUCAAUGAAAUGCGGCCAAAUGCUUCAGGUGGUGUGUCCCUCCCUGCUCUUCUCAGACAUCCCAUAUUUCAUGAACUUGUCGAAGAUUGUCAGCUUUAUAAACUCCCAGAUAUCCAAGACGUACUUGAGAAGUCUAAAGCCACACAGUCCAAUGAAGGAGACAGCGCGACGACCAGCUCGACCGCGUCAUAACGGCACAUUACAUAUCCCUGUACCCGCUGCUCAGCAAGAAUUCCAUCAACCUCAGUAUUUUAUACUUCAUUGUACUGUUUUUUUAAUGCUUGGGGAAAAGGAAACCUCUUUCCCAUGUGAACUUGGAUCUUAGACUGACCGUAUAAAUGGCAGUGAUAA